Messenger RNA from Porites lobata, 12474 nucleotides. NCBI's taxonomy places the organism in Eukaryota, Metazoa, Cnidaria, Anthozoa, Scleractinia, Poritidae. The record is from the annotation of a GenBank genome assembly.
CCGCGAUUAUUUAAAUUAAAUUUCUGUUAAGCGGAGCGGUGCAUCGAUGGAAAAGGGGUCAUCACUGCAACAACAGCGGAGCGUUGUAAGUCCGUGUUUUGUCGUCCACUGAUUUGCAUUUUCAUUUGAUAGCUAAUCUAUUGAUUAAUUAAAAUGGAACGUAUUUAUGAUCUCGUAGCCCGAGGUCGCGUUUCUUUCAUUCAGCUCUUCCUGUGUUUGUAACGUUGUAAAAUGCUCUUGCAGUCCGCCGAUCGAGAUGGGCUGCGGAGUACAGCAGACCGGGAGAUCAGGCGGGAAUCUUCAUCUCCGCACACUUUCAAGCAGCACCGUUCAUCCUUGUCAAGCGGAUCCGUGGAAAGCCGGAUGGCGGAGCUUGAUGAUAUUCAACGGUCGAUGGAAGUGGAGGAAACGGAGGAAGAAGGUUUUGAGGAGGACAGAUUCAAGAGAGAGCACUACGACACUGAUUCGGACAGUGUUUCCAGUGGGCGCGAGGGAGCUUCGUAUACGCAACACUCGGCUCGCGUGCAGAGCCAACAACCCCCUUCACCAGUGGAACAGGCUUACAUCAACAACAAUGUCAGCGGGAUAGACAACAGAAUUCCUGCUCACGAAUGGACUUUUGAAGAACAAUUCAAGCAGGUAAGUCCAGAUGUCGUACCAAAUCUUAAAUUAUAUGAUUUUCUAAAUCAGAUCAAGAAAGAAAAGCAAUCGGUUUCGGGUUUGGGUACCGUCUUGAGGACCGUCAUUAAUCAACUUGCUUCGCACAUACAAAGUGACGCGGCUCGAGCGAAUAUUAAUAAUUAUUGUUCCAAACAAAUUCAGCUUUCAUGGUUUAAUCGAUUUAUUCAUUUUCGCAUUCUAUUGAACUGAAUUCGUUUUUCUAGUAUCGCAUGACUUUCGAAUAAAGCAUCUUUCCAGUUCUUUGUUGCUCGACUUUAAUCUCUCAAUUUCAAAUCGCUCUUUAAUUUAAACGAGUUAUGAGUAGCGGUGCAUAUUUUGCCGGCGAAUUUGACACGGCGAUUUUAUUUCAUUGUCACAUUUUGACAUCGAUCGUUUCAAUUUUCUGUGUUUACAAGGCCGCUCCCGAGGGCGAUCUUUCCUGCUCCAGGCGACCAAAAUAAAUUCAGAGCUCAAAAUAAAUUGUAGUGAAGACUGCAGGAUUACACGGGUGUGUAGAAGUUAUGAUACUGGCCACGAUAAAACGGUGAUUUGGGAGUUUGACGCGCGAAUAUCGGGUUUAUUGAAUUAGUGGGUCAUAGAAUGUGUAGUUUUAAUUAACCUAUGAUACAAAUUUGCAUACCAGGCUUAUCACCUGGGUGAAAUGAAAUAUUGUAUUUGUCCUGAGAAAUUGAAACGAUGGGGAUAUUCACUGCAAACAGGAAAACUUGAUAAUUAAACCGCAAGUUUUUUUUUACCGGACUAACAGUCGAUGACAUUUCUAUUUUCAUGGCUUGUGGCUAUAGGUUAAGCAACAACUUGCUAUUAUCUAUAGCCUACAAAGAUACAUUUGAGCUACAAAACAAUACUGCCUUCAAUUAAUAUUUAAUAAUAGACUAGAGUUAAUAUAGGCCCUUGGCAAUUGGGAACAUAGAUUACAGCUCUUUUUGGGUGGCAGGUUGAUAUACUACCACCUGUCAUUCAUGCAGCCUGUCAUUUUAUGCCUUAAUGGAUUUUUAUACGUUCUUAUUGGCUGCUUCAUCACUGGAUAGAUAUCUACUAGUUUUGAAAUCAACUACAAAUUCUCUCCUUUGAUUAUCAAAGUUAGAAAAAGGAGAGAAGUCAAUGUACUGUUGUGGCUUGGUUUGUAUGAUCAUCCAUCCAACUUAAAACUGCUCAAUAGCAGAGAAUAAUUUUCCACCACUUGAAUCAAUACUAAUUUAUCUGGCCUUGCAUUUCCUUUUCCGUUUUUUGUCAAAGACUAAUACAUUAUACCUCAAUACGCCUCAACAUUCUUUUUUUGUAAUUAAAACUUUGAAGUUUCAUAGACAACAAAGAAAGAUUUAAUGAAGUUAUUAUUCUUGCUGUUUAUUCGUUGCAAGAAUUUAGUAUCCCGUGAUACUUGAGCUACUGCUAUAUUCCUGCAUUAUUUUCAUUUCUACAUAAUCAUUGACCUGGCUUAAUAAGCUUUAAUCUUCUUAGACGUUUGUAACAGGUUCACUGUAUUAAUUUUGUAAUGUUCACUGUCAUGUGCACAUUUCUCACAUAAACGUUAAAGUUGUAAGAAAAUUUCAAAGUAAGUUGCUUGACUUGUUGGUCUCUUGACCGACUCAAGUCCUUGUUCAGUGGUUCAGGUUGUAUUAUUUUUUUACCAAGUUUUUAAUACAGUCUUUGUGUCAUUUGAUAUUUUGUUUGGCUUACAUCUUAUUCCAGUGUCUCAUUAAUUUAUCAAGCAUGAAAUGAGUGCAAUACACAGAGAAACCUGUUUUUUAACAAUUAAAAACUUGCCUUCCACUAACAGUUAUGUUCGCUUUGGCCUGGGUUUAUAAUCAAAUUGGGUGUAAAAAAAGAAUAUCAGCAGUUACUAGAAAUUAUAUGGCUUUUUAGUGUAAUGAUUAUUAAAUUGGCCAUUCCUGUUGAAGGAUAAUAUUCGCCACUACAGUGUAUGAACAUAGCUUGGGAAACACAAUAAGAUCUAUAUCACUGGCUGAAGUAGUAAAUUAAGAAUAUUGUGUUUAAAUGUCCACAAAAUCAGAAAACUGUAUUGUUUUUGUGCUGUGGCUGCCAGAAAUAACUAAGGUAGCACUUAAGUGCAUUGAACCAAUUUUUUAUCCCUUAAAAUACUGAAUUCCAGUAUAGAUUAACUGCGACAGCAUCACAUUUAAGUAAUAAAUUGUUUUAAGUGUGAGCUAUGCAGUAAUCCCUCAAGGCGUUUAUAAUACUGGCAAGUAUUUACGAUAAAGUACCAUUUAAUUUGGGUCAGAACAAGAGUAAAACUGGACUAGUCAGCAACUAAAAAUGAAAGUUAUUUUAUGGGAUUGUUUAGUUGUAAUGCAAUAUCAAGUUAAGAAUGCUAAGAACUUCAAUAGCAUGUUAAAAAUAGCCUCAAAUUUGUACAAAGUAUUAAUUUUACAGUGUUAUUGUCUGGAUGAUGUUUUUAAUCAAUUAUGUCCCAGUGAUUAUCUUUUGACUUCCAUUGUUACAAUGCCUGAAUAUAAAAGACCUGUCUAAGCUAGAUGAGAUUAACAGUACACUAAAAACCAAUUUUGAAUAUUUCCAUGAUCACUUGUGUGAUUUCUGAAAACAAUACCAAGGUCAACGAUUGAUAUGGAAUUUCUAUGUAAAGAAUUCAAGGCUGCUCUAUUGCAGCAAAUUUGUUUUGGUAAUCACAGUAAACCCAGGUCAGUUGAAGAGUCUGUGUUGUCAUAGCAGCAUGUGUAACACUGUUUUGAAGUGGACACAAAGGAACAUACCAUAACAAGCAAGUAAUAAAAAAGUCAACUUUUAUUAACGAUUUACGUGUAAACUGUUUAUCAACUAUUUUGAAAUAUUAAUCUCACUGCAGUUGUUUGCAACUUUUCGGUAGGCCUAAACAAAAGGAGAACUAUCAUAAUUACCAGUAUUAUUAUUAUUAUUAUUAAUAUUAUUAUUAUUACUAUUAUUACUAUUUUAAAAAUGAAUUCACAUAAAUACAGAAUUCAUUGCUUAUGCUGUGCUGCUGGAAUUUUUCAAGCCUGUAAAAACAGUGUGAUGUGACAGCUACUUGGGUCAUCAUAUUUAUGUCUUUUUUAUGUUGAAAGGAAGCCAAAUAGAUCCAAUUAACACUCACAUAUGCCCUUGCAGAACAAAAUGGUAUGACACCGUAGUAAAUGAGAGAAAAAUCAAAGCCUAAGACUGGAUGUAUUUGACAUGCAAGUCAGCAACAUUGUAAAGAACCUUCAAUAUUUUUUUUUGGGAAUGUGACAAUGCUGCAGUUCUCAUGAUAUUAGAUAGUGUUCACUCAUGUGUGGUCAACUGUAAGACAUUGCUCUGUUUCAGUGUGUACCCUGUGUAAUUGAUCAUUUCAACAAAAAUCCUGUUUGUUUUGUUUUUAUACAAUCAAACGUGACUAUACCUGUGUGAUUAAGUGCAUAAUGACAUGCAAGCAUGAGGAAGAAUUUUACUGCAUGUGUUUCAUAUUCAAGGGAAUUAGUGGAUCUCAUUAACCUUUCAAGUAGAAGGGCAGAACAACUUGGGCAGCUAAAGAUAGGCGGUCAAAUAUUUGUUUUUGGAAAGAGAGUUGAAGAGAACAUGAAAACAGCCAAAAAAUCGUGCCCUUAGCCUGCUGACUUAAAUUAACGCUAAUAUAAUGAUGCCCUUGAAGUAAUAUACCAAAAUCAAGAAAGAGCAUUUUAUUUAAUUUCAAGAUAUCGAGUAGUGGGUUACAAAACAAGGUUCUGUUACAGUUGUUUUAAACCAUUUUGUCUUAAUGUUGGAAGAAAACUGGCAAAAUACUCUUUUGAGUGCUUGAAUAAACCCAUAAACAAGCAUAUGGUGUAAAUAGCGGAUAAUAAUAAUGUCUUUUAUCCACCUUUGGCAGUAUUUAUAACAUGAAGGAUAAAAGGACUGGGCAAGUAACUGAAGCAUGUAACUUAACUUUAACAUAUUACAGUCAACUCCCUAUAGCAGACACUGUAGGGACCUCAACCUAGCAUACUCAUUAGGAAGAGUCUGUGUUGGGGGGAGUUUAUUUCAGUCAAACUUCUGUAUUUUAUUUUUUUGGCCUUCGGAAUUAGCUGCUCAGGUUGGUAUUAUCAGGGUGUCUACUAUAGUGAGGUGUCCACAAGGCGAGACUUGACUGUACAGGGGAUAAACAUUCCAACUGGCUGAGGAUUUGAACUCCAAUAUACUGAGAGACCAAUAAAUUUAUUCAACUAGCAGUCAGAGCAGGUCACUGCUUACAGGGCUCGAAGUUAUCUUUUUAGUGCACCUGCAAAAUUUUGCUAGUAAGAUAUUUUUCGACUAGCAAACUGGUGACACCACAAGCAAUUUAUUUCCCUUUGUUUGGGAGACAUGGAUAAUUCUAACUCGCAAUCGUUUGCUAGUGGAUAUUUUUCUUACUCGCAGAUUAUCAAAAUCACUCGCAUUUUGCGAGUUUACAAGCGUUAAUUUCGAGCCCUGGCUUAGCCAUGCUGCCCCAAACACAGCCAAAGGCAUGUUCAUUUUAAAGUGACUUACUAGUAUUCAGCAAGCAAACAAAGUCAUGCCUGAAGCCCAAGCUGUAAAACUGAUUUUCUUUGCUUCUUGAGUUUUGGUCAUUAAAUUUAAAAUCUGCUGAAAAUCUGCACAAUUCAAACAGCCUAACUGGGUUUAAUUAGGCAUUGUGGCCUUCUGUCUGUUAUGCAGUACUAUACUACGGGGACAGUAUUGAAUAAUUAUUAUAUAAACGUGCAUAUAAUAGCAGUUUUGACUCCUAGCACCAUUGUUCAUUCAGCAAAGCAUAAUUUUUGUUUUAAACUGACCUGAGUCUUGAAUAAGGUGGAUAUUUCACAGUGGACAGGGCACUCUCUUGGCAAAACCCAAGGCAUGACCUUUGUUCACAGACUCAAAGUAUGAACUGCAAUCGCAUUGUCUUUUUUAUUGACUUUAUAUAGAAAGAGAUUAAUGCAAUAAGAGAUAUAAAAAGUAAGCCAGCUUACUCUGAGGACAAGAAUUUGCUUUAGUUUACUAUACUAGAAUAGUGCAGUGUCCAAUUGCAGCACUUCUGUAUGACUUAUAAGUUCAAACAUAACUGCUGAUGUGUUUGGGCAGAAUGUGUUGCACCAUGGAAUAAUGAUAUUACCGUUACAUUGUUGUAAGCAAAGAAUUGCAGCACAUUGGUUUGCCAAAAGAGAAGAUUGAGUGGGAAACUUAGAAGUGAUUGAGCCAUAGCAACAAAAUAAUAGCAACUAUUGUUACAGUGUAUGAGUGACAUCAAUUGUUCUGACAGGUCUAUAUGGCUUCUUUUGCAGUUGUAUGAGUUAGGCAGUGAACCAGAACGGAAGGAAUUUCUUGAUGAUUUGUUUACUUUUAUGCAGAAAAGAGGUGAGUGAGUAAACGUGUUUUGAUGAUUUCAUUUAAAAAGUGCUUAAAAAUUGUUUGCGGUCGGUCUUUCAAUGCCUGUUAAUGAUACAAAAUAACACACAGGCUUGCAACUUGGGAACAUAACAUACAUGGUGUCAUACAGCAUUAAAAUAAUUACUUUUAACAAGCUGUGCAGUGCCAAAAAUGACAUAUCUGUUAUUUAUUCUCUUGAAAAUAAUGUGAAACAGCCAGGUAUCUGAAAACUUUCCAGUUACAUCAAUCUUAUUCUGAUGUGGGUUUUUCUGGAAUAAAGGUGAUUGAUAUUUUUACUGGCCGUCCUGCUUACAGUGUCCAAAACUUUAGCCCUGCCCCUUCCUCCCCCCAAAAUGGUUCUUGUUUACCUCACUCAUGCCACGUGAAUUCAAACUUUUUGGCUUGAGCUCACGUUGUUUGUAUGUCCAUUUCAGACUACAUGUAUGUGACGUUCUACUGAAGGAAAUUUCCUUUCUUCAUUUGCAAAAUGUGCAUUUGAAUACUCAUGAAUAGGGUGAAAUUUGCAAAAACCAGAUCAGUCCAAGUUCUGAAAUAAGCUUUCUAAAUAAACAAAUAACCCAAGCUAAACUCCCCUUAACUGUCUAUUCCAUUUCGCUUUAUCUUUAAACUUUUUUACAAAGUUUGACUUUAGACUGUCCUUUUGAAAUUUCAACCGACCUUUCACAGAAUUGACAGAAUUACUUGCCAGGAAUGUUUCCUGAAAUCACAAAUUGUUCUCUCAACUGAUUGUCGAAUGAAAAUGUAAGCAAAACACUAAUUUACUCACCUGAAAUGGUUUCUCAGACCUGUAGUCUGCUUUAGUAGUCUUUUAGUAACAUCGUUAAGGCAAUUCUCCAGGCUAAAUGUUUCGUAACACUCGUAAAACGACGCAAACACUCUCUCCAUUUGAGUAACUAAAUUCAAAAUGGUCGCUAUCGUUCUUUCAUCGAAUUUCGCGCCCUUCUUGAGCAUCCCGCCGCGAGAGCCUCAGCACCUGAUUGGUUGAUUUCUGUUAUUAAAAUCACGUGGAUUGUCUAUGAUUUUUCUAUUUUUUCGUCCCGAAAGUUGACGCAAUUGUUAAAUUUUUGACGCUCUUUCUUUGAUGUAUUUUUUAAGGUACACCAGUUAAUAGAGUGCCCAUCAUGGCAAAACAGACUUUGGAUUUGUUUAAACUGUUCAGACUGGUAGUUGAAAAAGGAGGACUUGUUGAAGUAAGUUGUUAUGAGUGUAGUCUUUGUAUAAUAGUCUUCUCUAGCCUGCCCAUUUCACAGUUAACAACUCACUAGUCAUUUUAAACGCCAUGGUCGUAAAUAACAGAAAUAAAGCUUGAUGGUCGUCCUUCAUAAUUUCAGGUUAUCAACAAGAAGAUUUGGCGAGAGAUUAUCAAAGGCCUAAGUCUCCCAGCUUCUGUAACAAGUGCUGCCUUUACUCUUCGCACUCAGUGAGUAUGAGGGUGUAGUAUGUAUCUUUUCUCGAAACCGUCGGAGAAUUUCUUCGACAACUUUAUAAAUAAAAAUUAUCCCUUGGCAAAGUCAGUUCAGUCAACUCAAGAUUAGAAGGUAAUAAAUUAUCCAAUUCACCCAAUACCAAGACCUUUACCUUAAAGUCCACAGGGAGACGUUCCCGGCUCCUUGUCUAAAUUGAUCUAUAUUCUACAUUAUGAAAACAAAAGGCGAGCGAUCGCAUUAUACUUUAUUUUUAGCCUUCCACCGCAGACUUUCACGCGUUCGUAAGUCAAAGGAGAAAUGUAUCAAAAGUCAAAUCAUCCUCUGUUGCUGAGAAAAAUAAUGAAAUCGCAAAUUGUUUAUUCCCAAGGUAUAUGAAAUAUCUUUAUCCUUAUGAAUGUUCCAAGAAGAAGCUAUCUACCCCAGCCGAGCUUCAAGCAGCCAUUGACGGCAACAGACGAGAUAGCCGAAGAUCAUUCGGUUCAUUCCUGUCGCAGACCGUGCCUUCAGAUGGUGGACGCCCGUACAGCAGUCCGAGUCCCACUACCACUCCUCCCGCAUUUACUACAAGCAGUUCCCCGGGAAUAUCUCGUCGAUCGAGCCCGGGUCCUGGUAGUGCUGCUUCCUCAUCAAACCAUGAAGUAAGUUUAUUUCAGGCGUUCAGAUAGUAUGGGCGUUGCAAAGAGAACUCUGUUUCUCAUUUAAUUUCGCACCGCUCCCCGGCUACCCGAAAGCCUUGAGUAGGUUGGGAACGUUGCAUUUCACUUAAGGUUUUUUGUUUGGAAAAUUCAGUUCACAAAAGAAGACCAAAAGAAGGCUGACUCAAGAAACUGUUAUUCUCACAUACGUAAAAGUUACACAUAAUAAUUAUAUACAUUUCGAGGCCAUACAUCAGUUCAAGCAUUAUUAAAUUGUAACACGCGCUUAGUAAUUGCUUGAUUGAAAACUCAAGAGGUUUCAGGGACUGUUGAUAACCAAGGAGCAAUUUUCAAUUGUAGAUUUAUGCUCAAUGUAAUUUUUAGCCCGCAAAGAAGCUCUCUGAGGGCUCCGGAGUUGGGGAGAAAAAGGGGAUACGUGACUGCAAGCUCUCGUUUUCUCCCGUCCACCAACCCAAAGCCCUCAAGGGAGCUUGCUCGCAGGCUAUCUAAUUAUUAUUGUUGCCCCUUUCGUGCUUAGGAAAAGAAACGACUGCUACGCAGGCCACAAAACCACAGUCUGCUUACAGUCUCUGUUCUUUUAAAGGUGCAUGUACCUCCGUCGGUCCAUGGCAACAACGGCGUUACGUUACUUCAUUCUCCAGGCGUUGUCCAGUACAGCCCUAAACGUUCCUUGAGCGCGACCGAUGUAGCGUCGCGCGGAGUAUCUUCACCGCCGUCAGAUGUAUCACCUUCUGGCUCACCAGUCAAGAAAUUCGCUGCCAGCAACGAACACAAUAAUAAACGAACGCCGAACCAACUACCAUGGACGCAUAUCAAGAUACAAACUCAACCUAAAGGUAACAAGUUAAGGAUUGCCAGCACUAAGUUGUCUAUCGGGGAAUCAUAAAAUUCGCAAAUGUGGCUGAAAAUGUGCGUAUAGUAAAAUAUAGAUUUAACCAGGGCUAAAAGCGAAGCCUCCGGGGCUGCCUCUGUCAGGGGAAUGCCCGGGUGUCCCAUGAGUAUCAGACUGUUAAAGCAGUAAGAUAGAAUGCUGUCGAAAGACUAGAAUCACGUUAACUUUGAAAGGGUAUGGGACAAAGAGAGGUCUAAAAAGCGCGAGCAGAUAGUGAGGGGAGCCUGCGCAAAGGCUAGAAGAGUGCGGCACGACUCAAGUAUUGCCUCAAGGCGUGGAAGAACAUAUUUCAUGGGGGCUGAGCUGGUCAUUAGUCUCUGCUAGCUAACUGCUGACAAGGGCACUCGUACAGAGUCUUAACUAUCAUGUUUGUGAUCUACUCUUGUGCCAAAGUAAACAUUUCAUCUUUCUCUGAGUUAGCCUGAGAAAGCGUUUCGCGGGGAUACCAGUGGUCUCGGUGAAGUCGCAGAAUUUCGGAUUUUUUCACUCAGGCUAUCUCAGAAUUGAAGGUGGUUGAAUGUGUAAUUCGCUCAAUCCAAGUACACUGUAACUACUUCCCCUCCUCAGACUGUGAACCCUCUUGCCUUUUUCCUUCCAGGUAUGGCUCAAAGCGGACAGUUUCAGUUUCCUGACAUGGAUCGGUCAUCACGGAGCCGCGAGCAGAGGCAAUUACCGCUGACCUUGCUGGAUCAAGUGAGCGACAACUCAUUACUGGUGUCUGUAGAACUCAAUGGUGUUGUUUACCAAGGUGUCUUAUUCGCAAGGCCAAAUCGCCCAGAUUCGCCAAAAAGUAACGAAGAAUACUAACAAUUUAUUUCUAGUCGCCUAAUUAAUAUAAGCCUAAGAAUUUCGUCCACCCCUGAUGUAUAUUGCUUUAUGAAUGCAAUCUAAUUUGUGGUUCUUUUACGUGUACAGUUCCUUUUGAAUCGUCACGCAUUCCUUUGAUCAGUCUUGUGACUGAGACGUCUCACUUAAUUACACUUAGCAGUAAGGAUGGCGUAAGUUACUUGCGUAAAAAUGAGCUCAAAUUUGCAAUGCUUCUGACUGAAUUUAUAAUCUUUGGUACAGUCAAGUCCAUUUACCGUAAUCUCUCUAAUUAGCCCUCCUCACCUUGAAAACCCCGUCACUAUUGAUCUCGCUCCCCCCCCUCCCCCCUCUUGUUUUUUUCAACCAAGGCCCGAUAAUCAGUGAUUACCAUGCCAUGAUUACUAUUUGGGUACACAGCCAAGUGGUGUAAACAAAAUUCAUUGAAAACAGCAGUGCCUGUAAUUAUUAUUUGCGCAAACCCAUAGGUUUGAUGCAAGACAACUGACUGAUAAAACGAGUUUGGACCAUUUAGCUCAGGAGGACGGCAAUUCGCAAAGAAUGCUACUUGUAAGCUUCUGGAGUAAAAUAAAUUACAAUAAUUACGCGUUGCCACUCCGGUUGAAUUUAAGGUUCCCUUCUCCCCUAAAAAGCCAACCCCUAAAAAAUGUCUGUAAAAAAUUAGCUGAGAGGGACGGGGGGUGGGGGAGGAUUGUUAGAGACAUUACGGUAUUGUCUUAAAAGCCUAUACUGACUGUAUACUAAACUUGCGUGCUUUGCAGAAAGCGUUUGGUUUUUUUUACCCAUACUCUUGCCAGUGAAGAUUAUAUUCUACGAGAACGUUUCCUACUAAAGUGAAUUCAAACUUGUCUAUUUUUCGAAACAAAUCGAAUAUCUUUGCUUGAUUGUAUUUGAAAAUGUUGUUGAUUUUAGCUGUUAGCUACCCUGAUAUUUAAGUGUUUUGAGACAAAACGUGAGGUUGUAAUAUCUGGUUGAAGAUAUUUUGUCCGUGUUAAUCACGGAAUCUUAGAUAACAUUGAUUUCUCACAAAUCGGAAGAAAGUACGUCACAUUUUGACCUAUUUUAUACUGCAUCCUUAAAAUAAUGUUACGAUUUGCCUUUUAACUGAAUAUAAUAUGUUUACCUAAAUUGUAAAUCGUUUAUCCAUAAUAUCGUAAAUUCAAUUCUCAGCCAUUACAAUUACUGUUAUUAGAAAAUCCAUGCACUGACAUACAUAUUUCUGUAAAUACUGGAACAUGUUUCAAUUCGGCUAUAAUAUUUUCUUACCUGUCAAAAAAACUCCUUUGAAAAGUUUGCUAUCAUCUGGUUAAAUGUUCUGUUAAUAUUUUUCCCCAAACGAAACAAAAUAUAAACGUAAGUAUUUAAAUAAUUUUCUGCGUGUACAAACUUUAAUCUUUUUUGUCCGAAGUGUGGGAUUUUUUUUUGCUCCUGAUGUAUAUAUUGGCAGAGGUUGGGCCUUUGGUCACUUUACUCAGUACCGUAGUUUUGUUGUGAUUACGUAGAGACUGUUCCAAGCGUUCAGAGAGUUGAGUGUGCGGCCAAAGCAGAGAGAGAUCAAAAAUAAGGCGGGGGAAGGAGAGAAUCAACGUUGUCUCGCUUUCACUCCUUACCCCACUCCUCGCUGUUUUUCCUGCUCACCUCUCUUUGAGCCAUUCCCACAAUCUAAACACCUGGGCCGGGUUGUUCAAAGCUGGGUUAAGAUAACCCUGGGUUAGUGCGAAAUUUGAAUUCAGAUAUGAAAGCUUAAAAAGUAAAUUCAGUUUAAUUCUUUUUGUCAACAAGUUGAUGAUUGGAUGCUUUUAAAAAUAACAGAGAAAUUAUCCGAAAAAAAGCUUUUGAACAGAAGAAAAAGAAACCCGGGUUUCAUUUAACCCUGGGUUAAGCGCUAAUCUACCUUCGAACAACUGGGCCCUGACGUACAGCAAUUUGUACGCAGCCUGUGUACAGAACCCCCCUCCUCUCAAGAAAAAUCGGAGAGGGACGGGGGGAGGUCUGUACAGAGGCUAUUUAUACGCACUGCUUGCCUUUUGAGGUAAAUGUAGAGCUCUGAACGCCCCCGUCUUAUCCGUUAGUUGACCUAGUCUCCAAAUAACAGUAUACUCAUUGGCACUGGUAGGUGUAGUCUUCCAUCAUACAUGUAGUUAGAAGUUUUUCUUAUUUUAUCACUGAGAAACCAUCCAACGAUUUAUCUUAGGCAACAGUAUGUAGGUUAUAUUAGUCAAAGUAGUGGGUUUUCGUGGAAAUGGAACCGAACAUCAUCUGUUUGUUGGUUUGUUUGUUUUCAUUUGAAAUAACUGUUUUUAAAAAUAAGAAGAUCCCGUAAGGUUGUCUGUCGUGUGUUACUCGGCAACGAACAGCUGAAAAAACAUCACGCGGGUUCAGAAACCUAUUGAAGACAACCGCUUUUCCCCUUAGUGUGAUAGAAAGAGUUAACUGAAUGAACAGACAGUCUUUAGGGUAAACAUCCUGAAAAUAUUAUUCAAGCCUUUUUUUAUCGUACCCCAAAGGCUCCUCGUUUUGUUAAUUUUAACGUUAAGCACUAAUGCGGUGUUUUUUAAUACAUACUGAAUGCAUUGCUUUGUGAAUAUUUUUGUAACCGAGUCAAAAUUAUGUAAAUGUCACUUCUACAAAUAAAUUCAAG